AUCCGGGGCGGCGGUGCGGAGCGGGGCGGGCGGCGGAGCGAUGCUGGCACGGGCAGCGAGCCGGGCCGGGCCCGGGUUCGGCCUGCUGCAGCUCUCCCAGCAGCUGAAGCGCUCGGCCUGGCUGUCCCCAGCACCACGCCGCUGGAACUCGGGGCUGCCCAUGAACGUGGGGGUGCUCUUUGUGCCACAGCAGGAGGCGUGGGUGGUGGAGAGGAUGGGCAAGUUCCACCGAAUCCUUGAGCCUGGUUUGAACUUCCUCAUCCCUCUGCUGGAUCGGAUUCGUUACGUGCAGAGUCUCAAAGAAAUUGUCAUCAAUGUCCCGGAGCAGUCAGCUGUCACUCUAGAUAAUGUCACCCUGCAGAUUGAUGGUGUGCUCUACCUGCGGGUUAUAGACCCCUACAAGGCCAGCUACGGUGUGGAAGAUCCUGAGUAUGCAGUGACCCAGCUUGCCCAGACAACCAUGAGAUCUGAACUUGGCAAACUCUCCCUUGACAGAGUCUUCCGGGAGCGGGAAUCUCUCAAUGCCAACAUUGUGGAUGCCAUCAACCAGGCCUCGGACUGCUGGGGCAUCCGCUGCUUGCGCUACGAGAUCAAGGACAUUCACGUGCCCCCACGUGUGAAGGAAUCCAUGCAGAUGCAGGUGGAGGCAGAGCGACGGAAGCGAGCGACAGUGCUGGAGUCGGAGGGGACACGGGAGUCGGCCAUCAACGUGGCUGAGGGGCAAAAGCAGGCGCAGAUCCUGGCCUCGGAAGCUGAGAAGGCCCAACAAAUCAACAAAGCUGCUGGAGAAGCCAGUGCCAUGCUGGUGAAGGCCAGGGCCAAGGCAGAGGCAAUUCAACUCCUGGCAGCUGCUCUGGCACAGCAGCACGGCAGCGCUGCUGCCUCUCUCUCAGUGGCAGAGCAGUAUGUGAAUGCCUUCUCCAAGCUGGCCAAAGACUCCAACACCCUCCUGCUGCCCGCCAACACCGGCGACAUCACCAACAUGGUUGCACAGGCCCUGGGCAUCUACGCUGCGCUGACCAAGCCACAAGCUGUGAAGAACCAGGAUGAGGUGCCUCAAGCCCAUGAAGAACCCCAAUCUCCCACCACGGAGGGGCUGAAGGCAGGGCAGGCCAGCUCCAGCUAGCGGGGCCAGGGUGGGAGGACCCCACAGCCUCCUCUGGGGGCUGCCAGCGGUCCUGCCCGGCCACCUGCCUCCCUCAGACGCUCUCCUUCCCUCGGUCCUUGUUUUGUAUUUGGGUCUAAAUCAUGUAAUAAAUGGUAGGGGUGCUGCUGCUGCAGCAGGACCUGCCGUCUGCUGCUGA
This is a messenger RNA of Calypte anna (Anna's hummingbird), 1304 nucleotides long. RefSeq names its product stomatin like 2 (gene STOML2). NCBI's taxonomy places the organism in Eukaryota, Metazoa, Chordata, Aves, Apodiformes, Trochilidae. The record is from RefSeq and is a predicted model, not a curated record. Gene Ontology annotation, cellular component: membrane. The transcript is spliced from 10 exons. The coding region runs from base 41 to 1126 and encodes 361 amino acids.